Molecule: messenger RNA, 268 nt
Organism: Dentiscutata heterogama
Lineage: Eukaryota; Fungi; Glomeromycota; Glomeromycetes; Diversisporales; Gigasporaceae
Source: the annotation of a GenBank genome assembly
UGCUCACCUACCUAAAGCUUCAGUAACUCUUGACAAAAAGGAUGGAUUAAUUGAGACAUUAGUUAAGCAAUAUAAUGAGAAGGGACAUAUCACGAGGCAUUGUAUAUCAGAAAAGAAGUAUCAAGAACCUAAGGAAGAGGAAAGAUGUCUGACUUAUAACAUUAGAAAAGUGAACUACUGUGAGUAUGAAGAAAACGAAUUAUAUGUAGUAGAUAAAAGAAAGCAGCAAGUACAACCUGAUAUUCCCAAUAAAAGACCAAGAUUGUAG